GGAAUUAUGGAUCGGAGCUAUAAAAGCUCUGGUCCAACGGGCAGAUGUCAGUUAGUUUCGUUUCAAGCGUCACUGAGAUCACAGAAGCCAACAUGAAGUUCGCCGUUGUCGUAGUCCUGUUCGCUUUCGCCUGGGGAGUCAACAGCUCGGUGGUGCCGCUCCUGACCUCCGUCCACGGAGGUGUGGUGGUUGGAGCUCCCGCCGUCGCCGGUUCGGUGGCCAUCCAGGCCUCCGCUGUUCCCGCUGCCGUUCCCGUGGCCCUUUCCCCAGCCGGUCCCGUCCUCAUCCAGUCCGGACCAGCGGUGGUCGCCGCUCCCGUUCCCGCCGUGGUGGCUGCCCACGCUCCCGUCGCCGUCGCCGUCGCCGUUCCGGAAGCCAGCUAUGUGGCCAAGACCCGUGGAGCCGUCCAUGUAGCUCCUCUGCCGGGACAUGUCCAGUCCGCCGCCUCCGUGAACCUGCAACCCGCACCGGGCACCUUGUAAACACCUGGAAUACCCCAUGGAUAUCCCCCCACAUCGGUCUUGACCUUCACUCUACUCGCAUCUGUAACACAUUUUUGGGUUUCUUACGUUCCCAAAGGAUCUUAGGAUCCCUACGGGUUCCCACUUCUUCAGCAAUCUAAGUCAAUCCUAUCCAGUCUAUCGCUUUCCGCUUUAUUUUCUGGUCUAUAUUUAUCCACCCCACUGUUGUCAUCUGGAAAUUUGUUUCUUCUUGAAUAAAAAAAUGUUAUUAAAACAA
Drosophila ficusphila is the source of this 738-nucleotide messenger RNA. RefSeq names its product adult cuticle protein 1. The coding region runs from base 45 to 482 and encodes 145 amino acids. The transcript has 2 exons. Lineage: Eukaryota; Metazoa; Arthropoda; Insecta; Diptera; Drosophilidae. The record is from RefSeq and is a predicted model, not a curated record.